Molecule: messenger RNA, 891 nt
Organism: Aspergillus pseudonomiae
Lineage: Eukaryota; Fungi; Ascomycota; Eurotiomycetes; Eurotiales; Aspergillaceae
Product: fumarylacetoacetate hydrolase family protein
Exons: 4
Coding region: 1-891 (296 amino acids)
Molecular function (GO): catalytic activity
Source: RefSeq, a predicted model, not a curated record
AUGCCUAGCCUUGCAUGGAGACGCCUCAUCCGCUUCAAAGCCACCGACGGACGGAUCCUUCGCGGUGAGCCUCUUAUCGACCGCGACGUCGACUUGGGCUUCAUUACCGAAGCCGACCAAGUUCAAGUCCGCAUUCUAUCCGGAGACGAUAUCUACGACACAACAGGCAAGACCCAACUGACUGAUGAGGUGGCCGUUGUGCAGACACUGCUGGGCCCACUGGCAACGGGAGAGAUCCCGAUCUUGCGCUGUGUGGGGCUGAACUAUGCAAAGCACAUCCGCGAAGCUGGCCGGACCCCACCGCCAUUCCCCUUCAUCUUCUUCAAGCCCAACACAACCGUCCACGACCACGGGGCACCCGUAACGAUUCCCAAGAUAGCACAGGACGAGCAGGCAGAUUACGAAGGCGAGCUGUGCAUGGUAAUCGGCCAAGACGCAAAAGACAUCCCCAUCGACAAAGCCCUCGACUACGUCGCAGCGUACACAGUGGGCAACGACAUCUCGUCGAGAAAACUCCAGCGAGACCCUGCACUCGCCGGCCGCGUCCCGCAGUGGGGGUUCUCGAAGGGCUUCGACACCUACGCGCCCCUGGGUCCGUGUCUCGUCGCUCGUUCGGAGAUCCCCGAUCCAGGCACAUUGCAGCUACGCACUACCAUCGAUGGAGAGGUAAGACAGGAUGAAGGCGUGGCGGAUUUACUGUUCGACUGUGCGUACCUGGUUUCCUACCUCUCGCAGGGCACUACGCUGCAGAAGGGGAGCGUCAUUAUGACUGGCACGCCUGGAGGUGUUGGUGCUGGACUGCAACCGCCACGGUAUUUGGUCCCUGGGACCCAGAUGGAGGUUUGGGUUUCUGGGAUUGGGACGCUGAGGAAUAGUGUUGAAUUCGCAUGA